Molecule: messenger RNA, 1362 nt
Organism: Besnoitia besnoiti
Lineage: Eukaryota; Apicomplexa; Conoidasida; Eucoccidiorida; Sarcocystidae
Product: putative homoserine O-acetyltransferase
Exons: 6
Coding region: 1-1362 (453 amino acids)
Biological process (GO): L-homoserine metabolic process
Molecular function (GO): L-serine O-acetyltransferase activity; homoserine O-acetyltransferase activity
Source: RefSeq, a predicted model, not a curated record
AUGGGACCCGUCUCUUGGUUACGUCAUUCCGGAGCCGCACUGCCGGCAUUGCAGCAGAGGCACAUGGCUGCCUCGUUCACAGGCAUUCCGCUAUCGACUAUUAUAAGGGAACUGAUCCUCCCACCACUGCAGCAAAGAUCUGCUGAUUUGGGCUGUCCUUGCUUCUCUGCAGGGCCAGAACCGACUUACUCACCCGUCCACGCGGGGUACCACUUGCAAGAGUGCAUGAGAAGCAUGAACACUUCGUAUGGCGGCGUGGUGCCUUUCGUCAAUAUUGCCUACGAGACUUGGGGAGAGUUGAACUUAGACAGGAGUAACGCUGUCCUCCUUACAUGUGGCCUCUCAGCAUCUUCUCAUGCAAGGAGUAGCCCACUAAACUCCGAAAGCGGCUGGUGGGAAAGCUUCAUUGGCCCUGGGUUGGCCUUGGACACCAAUAAGUUUUUCAUCAUCUGCGUGGCCAACUUCGGAGGAUGUUCCGGAACAACCGGGCCCGGUUCCUUCAGGAAUCGAGAUGGAGAGUCGACACGUUACGGCCUCGAUUUCCCGAUGUUCUCUGUUCAGGACAUGGUGCGUGUCAUGUUUAGGGUACUGGAUCACCUCGGCAUAGAAACUCUCCACGCUGUUGUUGGAAGCAGCUUAGGCGGCAUGCAGAGUCUGGCCGCCGCGGCCAUGUACCCCGACAGGGUGAAACGCCUGGUCAGCAUCAGCGGCGCGGCAAGCAGCUCUCCGCUCUCUAUUGCUCUUCGUUAUGCUCAGCGGCAGGUUCUUAUGGCGGACCCCCUGUACAACGGUGGUGACUACUACGGCAAGCCUUACCCGUAUACAGGCAUGAAGCUGGCGCGAGCUAUUGCGACUAUAACAUACCGAAGCGGUCCAGAGUGGGCGCAGAGGUUUGGUCGCCAGCGCGUCCACCACCGUUCGAGAGACUCCGGUACACUACUGAAAUGUCCAAAAACGGAUUCGGACGCCCCCCCUACUCUGGGUCCCGAUUUCACCGUUGAGGCCUACGUGGAGCAUCAAGGCAAGAAAUGGUGCCACCUGUAUGAUCCAAACUCAAUGCUGUUCAUAUCGAAGGCGAUGGACCACUUCACUUUAGAGGAGCUCGACACUGAGACCGGCGAACUAUCUUUGGAGUAUGGUCUGCGCCAAGUACGCAUGCCUGCUCUCGUCAUAGGAGUGAAAAGCGACAUACUUUUCCCGUUAUGGCAACAGAAGCAGAUGGCACACGCGCUGAGACGAGCAGGGAACAACUCUGUGGCAUUUUACACCCUCGACUCAAUUUAUGGCCAUGAUACUUUCCUAAUCGACGUUGCCAAUGUCGGCGGCGCAGUGAAAGGCCAUCUCGAGCAAACUCACGCGUAG